ACCUCUCGGACGUCCCGUCCCAGGAGUAAAACUCCAGCGACUUUGGGCCCCGCCCCCGUGAGAGUGGAGGGCGGCCGAUGAGGGCGGUUCUGAAGGGAACGAGACCAAUGAGACCAGCCCGGGGCGGGGCGCGGGUCCGGAGGGUGGGGCGGGUGGCGGCGGUGGCAGUCCGAGGUCUGGCUCCGCGCAGUAUAUGACAGUACGUCAGCAGCGGGAUGGCCCUAGCAGUGGCGGCGGCUGCAGAAGCCCAAGCAGCCGCGGCCGCAGUGGAGGCUAGAGCCGGAGCGGCGGCGGCGGCGGCACCCCGGGGAGUUUAAGAUGGCGGCGGGGGGGGCAGUGGGCCUGCGGGAGGAGCAGCGCUAUGGGCUGUCGUGCGGACGGCUGGGGCAGGACAACAUCACCGUACUGCAUGUGAAGCUCACCGAGACGGCGAUCCGGGCGCUCGAGACUUACCAGAGUCACAAGAAUUUAAUUCCUUUUCGACCUUCAAUUCAGUUCCAAGGACUCCAUGGGCUUGUCAAAAUUCCCAAAAAUGAUCCCCUCAAUGAAGUUCAUAACUUUAACUUUUAUUUGUCAAAUGUGGGCAAAGACAACCCUCAGGGCAGCUUUGACUGCAUCCAGCAAACAUUCUCCAGCUCUGGAGCCUCCCAGCUCAAUUGCCUGGGAUUUAUACAAGAUAAAAUUACAGUGUGUGCAACAAACGACUCGUAUCAGAUGACACGAGAAAGAAUGACCCAGGCAGAGGAGGAAUCCCGCAACCGAAGCACAAAAGUUAUCAAACCUGGUGGACCAUAUGUAGGGAAAAGAGUGCAAAUUCGGAAAGCACCUCAAGCUGUUUCAGAUACAGUUCCUGAGAGGAAAAGGUCAACCCCCAUGAACCCUGCAAAUACAAUUCGAAAGACACAUAGCAGCAGCAGCGUCUCUCAGAGGCCAUACAGGGACAGGGUGAUUCACUUACUGGCCCUGAAGGCCUACAAGAAACCGGAGCUACUUGCUAGACUCCAGAAAGAUGGUGUCAAUCAAAAAGACAAGAACUCCCUGGGAGCAAUUCUGCAACAGGUAGCCAAUCUGAAUCCUAAGGACCUCUCAUAUACCUUAAAGGAUUAUGUUUUUAAAGAGCUUCAAAGAGACUGGCCUGGAUACAGUGAAAUAGACAGACGGUCAUUGGAGUCAGUGCUCUCUAGAAAACUAAAUCCAUCUCAGAAUGCUGCAGGCACCAGCCGUUCAGAAUCUCCUGUAUGUUCUAGUAGAGACGCUGUAUCUUCUCCUCAGAAACGGCUUUUGGAUUCAGAGUUUAUUGAUCCUUUAAUGAAUAAAAAAGCCCGAAUAUCUCACCUGACGAACAGAGUACCACCAACACUAAAUGGUCAUUUGAAUCCCACCAGUGAAAAAUCUGCUGCAGGCCUCCCGCUGCCCCCUGCGGCUGCUGCCAUCCCUACCCCUCCACCGCUGCCUUCAACCUAUCUGCCCGUCUCACAUCCUCCUCAGAUUGUAAAUUCUAACUCCAAUUCCCCUAGCACUCCAGAAGGCCGGGGGACUCAAGACCUACCUGUUGACAGUUUUAGUCAAAACGAUAGUAUCUAUGAGGACCAGCAAGACAAAUAUACCUCUAGGACUUCUCUGGAAACCUUACCCCCUGGUUCAGUUCUGCUAAAGUGUCCAAAGCCUAUGGAAGAAAACCAUUCAAUGUCUCACAAAAAGUCCAAAAAGAAGUCUAAAAAACAUAAGGAAAAGGACCAAAUAAAAAAGCACGACAUUGAGACUAUUGAGGAAAAGGAGGAAGAUCUUAAGAGAGAAGAGGAAAUUGCCAAGCUAAAUAACUCCAGUCCAAAUUCCAGUGGAGGAGUUAAAGAGGAUUGCAUUGCCUCCAUGGAACCUUCAGCAAUUGAACUCCCAGAUUAUUUGAUAAAAUAUAUCGCUAUCGUCUCCUAUGAGCAACGCCAGAAUUAUAAGGAUGACUUCAAUGCAGAGUAUGAUGAGUACAGAGCUUUGCAUGCCAGGAUGGAGACUGUAGCUAGAAGAUUUAUCAAACUAGAUGCACAAAGAAAGCGCCUUUCUCCAGGCUCAAAAGAGUAUCAGAAUGUUCAUGAAGAAGUCUUACAAGAAUAUCAGAAGAUAAAGCAGUCUAGUCCCAAUUACCAUGAAGAAAAAUACAGAUGUGAAUAUCUUCAUAACAAGCUGGCUCACAUCAAAAGGCUAAUAGGUGAAUUUGACCAACAGCAAGCAGAGUCAUGGCCCUAGAACUCUGCUUGGACCAGAAGAUGUGAAUAAACUUAAGCUUAUUUAUUUAAAAUUCCAAAUGAGUUGCUCUAGAUUCUAAAAAGGUGAAACUUUGGCUUUUGAAAGUUUCAGUAUUAGUAAACUUGAGUUACUUUUUCUUUUCCAUUUUACUUUGCUUCCCUGCAUUUCGAAGCUGCUCUUUCUGGUCCUCCCCACCAUCCCUCCCCCAAGACUUGUGUUUGUUAAUAGAAAUAAUUUUUUUAGGUAUUGGGGAUCCAUUGUCUAUAUUUCAAAUCAGUUUUUUUUCCUCAAAAACUUGUGUUUGUUAUUAGAAAUGAUUUUUUAGAUAUUGGGGAUCCAGUGUCCACACUUAAAAGUUGUAUGUGUUUAAAAAACAACAACAGUAAUGUGCAAGGUGAAAUGCUUUUGGAUAAACGUAAGCCUAUUUUCUGACCUUUCUUAAUGCAAACUCUUUGCCUUAAAUGGUAGAAUAUUUAGAAAUUUGCACAAAAUUAAAAAAAUAAACAUUGUCUUGGAGGGUUAAAAAAUAGAAAGGUGUAUGUGUAUAGAUUCACAUACACAUAUGUAUAUACAGGCUGACUUGAUCUAGAACAUUAAAUCCGCCCUGCAAGUUAACCCCCCAUUGCAAUGAUUGCCUUAAGGUGUUUGCUAGUUGUGUACAUAGUGUGGUUAAUCAUUAGCUACACUGCUUCCCACUUGAUUAGAGCAAUGGGAAGCAUACUGUGGCCUACCAGCAUCUGGAAGUGUGUGCUCGAUCUGUAUGUGUGCAGAGGUGGUGUGGAUGUGAGCGUGCAUGAAGGAAAAAAAGCUGCUACUCCUAGUAGGCCAAACGCUCAGGUUAAACAACUGACGAGUGUUACUGUAGGGUGUUUUUUUUUUUUGUUUUUUUUUUCUAUCAAAUUGCUACUUUUGUUGUGGAAGACAAAAGCAUUUCCAUUUCAACGAGUUUGUCAGCUUUAUUAAUGUUGGGCAAAAAUUGAUAUGUCAUGAAAAUGAAACAGAUCUAUAGUUUUGGGACAAAAUUAUAAAAUUAAAUGUGUAGGUAACCUAUUUAUAUACUGCUAUAAAGUAUUUUUUGAAGAGAGAUGUGCAAAGAAGCUAUUACCUACAUAAGAUGUAUAUUUAAAGAUUUUUUUUUUCAUCCUGGUGCCAGGAAUAUAAAAAAGAGUGGAUAUAUUUAACCAUAACAUACUGUGAUUCAUCAAACAGCACAAACUUUCAUUUCAUGGAGUUUAUCUGUUGACAUUGAUUUAAACUGUCACUUGUUUUAUCAUGUGGGAACAUAAGUUAUGUGGUCAAAAAUAUAAGGCUUUUGAACUAAUGUUGAUUCAAGUUGUAUUGUCUUAUUGUAUUGUCUUUUCAAAGUGCUGCCAGUUGAAAAGGGAAGCAUUAUGUUUACAAAUCUGUUUUGAAAUGUUUGCCAAAAUUUUGGUAGUGUCUUUAAUAAAGAUGUUUGUCUCCAGCAUCCAGAAAAAAAAUAAA
Molecule: messenger RNA, 3723 nt
Organism: Symphalangus syndactylus (siamang)
Lineage: Eukaryota; Metazoa; Chordata; Mammalia; Primates; Hylobatidae
Gene: ELL2
Product: elongation factor for RNA polymerase II 2
Biological process (GO): snRNA transcription by RNA polymerase II; positive regulation of transcription elongation by RNA polymerase II; transcription elongation by RNA polymerase II
Cellular component (GO): transcription elongation factor complex
Molecular function (GO): cis-regulatory region sequence-specific DNA binding
Source: RefSeq, a predicted model, not a curated record